Closterium sp. Naga37s-1 is the source of this 1314-nucleotide messenger RNA. Lineage: Eukaryota; Viridiplantae; Streptophyta; Zygnematophyceae; Desmidiales; Closteriaceae. The record is from the annotation of a GenBank genome assembly.
AUGGCUCGGCCGGUGUUCGACUCCAAGUACCCGGCGAGCCACGUGCCACGUCAGCUGCAAGCAGCGUUGGUGGUGUCGGUGGUGGUGAUGCUCGCCGUGCUCACCAUGCACAACGCCAACAUGACCGCGCGCUCGUACGCGAUACAAGAGGACCUGAAUCGAACCGCCGCGUUUGAGGAGCUCCUCGACCGACGCUUCCAGGAGAUUUCCGUUCUGUUCCAGGAGAGCAUCGCCAAAUCCAGCACAGCGCACGCGGAUUUCGAACCCUCCGCGCUCACAGGGGCCUCCGCCAACCCCAACAGCGUCCUCCGCCUCUCCCACAGGGGCCCGCGCCGCCUGUGCACGUACACGGAGAGCGAGCUGCGCGCCAUCCUCGCGCUGCGGCACUGCUGCGGGUGGAAGUGCAACCGGUACUUCUAUGGCGGUGCUUGGAUCGACUGGAAGACGCUGGAUGAGGAGUUUCAGAAGGGGCAUGCGCGGGUGCGGGAGGAGGAGGAGGCGGAGUGCGUGCUGGCGUGCAAGCAGCAUGAGAACCUGGGGUGCAGCAAGGAGCAGCCGUGCGUUAAUGGGUAUUACCUGAGGCGAAACACCACCGACACGCUGGUGGUGCGGCAGGCAUAUGAGUGGGGCGAGCAGAACUUCCUCAAGCCGCACUUCCACUUUGACUCCAUUCUUGACGCCGGGGCCAACAUCGGCCUCACUUCCGUGCUCUUCGCCACCAUGUACCCCAAGGCAACGAUCAUCAGUGUGGAGGCGUCGUCUCGCAACUUCCGCUCUUUGAAGCUCAACACCCAGCCCUUCCCCAACGUCAUCGCUGUCAACGCCGCCCUGUGGCCGCGCGUCGCCUCCCUCUCGCUCACCCUCGGGCAGAGGAACCCCGAGCUGCCACCUGAAUGGGCCUUCAUGGUCAAGGAGACGCGCGAUUCCCAUCUGGUAGUAACGUUCUCUUUACUUCUUGUCUUCUUCUGCCUGCUCAUCCCCGCCCUCCAGCUCGAGCCCGGGCAGGUUGUGGAGGACUCCCUUCUCGGCGUGACCGUGCCCUUCCUCCUGAAAGUUUUCGGGCUGCCCGGAUUCGACUUCCUCAAGAUCGACAUCGAGGGCAGCGAGGGCGAAAUUUUCCGCGAGGACAGGGAGAUGGACCUGGGGUGGGUGAACGAGUCGAAGCUAGCAGCACUGGAGCUUCAUGGGGACAUGGUGCCGGGAUCGAAUGUGACUGUACUGAAUUUCUUCAACAGCCGCAGCAAUUUUCAUCACAAGAAGGACUGGUCGGGGGAGUACGAGGUGUUUAUGCGUAACGACGCUGAUUUGUCCUAG